GGCUAUAAUGUCAACUCCUCAUCAGUUAAAAUGAAGAUUGAUAAUCUGACGGCGAAAUAUAGAAGGGCCAAGACAGCUAUGGGAACAACAGGAGGCUCUCCUGCAUCAUGGCCUUUAUAUGAGCAAGUGCACCAAAUAAUUGGUGGCUUCUCAAUAAAUAAUGUAGAGGCUCUAAUUGAAGAAAGUUUUGAAGUUUCAGAGUCACCAACCCAUCUCUCAUCGCUGCCGCCAUCUCUGACCCAGAUAUCGCCAUCACCAUUGCCGUCUACUUCGUCCUCAGCAUCCGACAAAUCUAGAAGAAAAAAACAAAUGGAUCGGUUAGUGACGGUCUGCGAAAGCCUCCAGACCAAUUUUUCGGAAGCUAUGGAUAAAUUUCCCAAAUCAAAUGAAGAAUUGGUGGAACUUGAAAAAGCAAAACUGAUGGCAAUGCAGGAGCUGCAGAAAGACGCGAAAAGAUUGACGGAUG
Rhagoletis pomonella (apple maggot) is the source of this 466-nucleotide messenger RNA. RefSeq lists its product as uncharacterized. NCBI's taxonomy places the organism in Eukaryota, Metazoa, Arthropoda, Insecta, Diptera, Tephritidae. The record is from RefSeq and is a predicted model, not a curated record. The transcript has 3 exons. The annotation marks the transcript as partial.